This is a messenger RNA of Etheostoma cragini (Arkansas darter), 940 nucleotides long. It is a transcript of the gene adm2a, whose product is annotated as adrenomedullin 2a. The record is from RefSeq and is a predicted model, not a curated record. The transcript is spliced from 3 exons. Gene Ontology annotation, biological process: positive regulation of heart rate; adenylate cyclase-activating G protein-coupled receptor signaling pathway; regulation of systemic arterial blood pressure. Bases 270 to 785 code for a protein of 171 amino acids. Lineage: Eukaryota; Metazoa; Chordata; Actinopteri; Perciformes; Percidae. Gene Ontology annotation, molecular function: hormone activity. Gene Ontology annotation, cellular component: extracellular region.
AGGCGCUCAGAUUCACACUGGAGAACUUGAUCUUGACCAACUCGUUUGGAUUGAUAGGAGAAAAAAAACCUUAAAGUUAUCAUUCUGAGCCAUAACUACCAAGAAGGUUUCCUCCACAACUCCAACAUCCAUUGCCAGACUUGGACAUCAACCUUUUGGGAACAUUACUAUUCAUUUUCUCUCCCACCCGUGGGGAUUAAACCUUCGCCCGGUCCGUGAACGCACCCCUCCUUCCCGGAGAGGGUGUAAAGUUAAAGUUGCCCCCGGAGAUGCAGUCCUUUCUCCCGCUUGCUGUGUAUUGCAUCAGCCUCGUCUCCCUUCAGCAGCUGCUGGCGAUGCCGGCUGCAAGUCCCGACAUCAACAGGUUGGACCUCAUCAACAGACUCAUGGACCAGACAGAGGAUGAAGUCUCGGCACCUGGAACCCAGACUCACGUCGCCGCCCCCUCUCCGGCCACGAGACCCUCCCCAAAAUGGCUGCCCGGUUUCCUGAGACACCAACCGGCUUCGGGAGCGAGAGCGACCUCGCCGAGCCUGGCGUGGGCUCGACCCAACAGAGCUUCCCCCGUCCAGCGGAGGGCCCCGAGGACCCGUCGCUACGCCCACUCGGGGUCGCGAGGGGGUCACCACUACCACCACCAGCACGCCCAGCUGAUGAGAGUGGGUUGCGUCCUGGGAACCUGUCAAGUGCAGAACCUCAGCCACCGGCUCUAUCAGCUCAUUGGUCAGAGCGGCAGAGAAGACUCAUCCCCCAUCAACCCCAGCAGCCCCCAUAGUUACGGAUGAGGUCGUUGACACCCCCCAAACACCCACAGCAAGUCUUUGUACAUGUCCAUUUAUUUAUCUUUUAAUGUAUUGCUGGUAGUCUUUGCAUUAGUUUGAUGUAGUCCCUAACCCUUGCUUAUGUGUCUCAAAAUGACAAUUAGACCCCCAUAAGAGAC